CGUCCCACCUCCACAACCAAACCUUAACCACCCAAUUCAGAGGGGCCUUUUGCGAGAUGAAGGCCGCAAAGAACGUCUUGCUGGCAGGAGCAACGUUACUAGCUACCACAGUAACUGGUUCGAGUGCGUUGAUCAAUAGCAGAGCCGAUAGCUCGGCCUGCAAACUCCCAGCAAACCAAAGCACCUACUUCAGUUCUGGGUUCGGAUAUGAGUUCGACUGUGUGCCCAGCACCGGCACGCUGAACGCCUUGAUUCUCUUCGUCGACUUCCCCGACCAGACAGCGACCGAAGUGUCUCCCCAGGAGCUCUACGACCGCCUGAUACCCCAAGCCGAGGCAUGGUUCAACACGUCCUCGUAUGGCCAGCUUUCGCUGAAUAUCACGACGGACACCACCCGUUUCUACCGUAUGCCGAAGAACGUCGCCGAGUACAGGAUGGUGAGGCCGCUGCAGUAUCAAGAUCACUAUCGGUACGUCCAAGACGCGUUGGCCGAGUGGCUCGCUGCCACCAACACGCCGGUCCCGGAGGUCAACAGCACCGACGGCCCAUUGACGGACGUUCUAUACGUCAUCCCGACCGCGAACGCUACGGGCAUCGAGCUUUCCGCGGCGCUCACCUCGGGAGCGUACACGUAUGAUGUCAACCACAUUGCCAGGAAGGCCGUCACGAUGGGCUUCGACACGUACGACUAUUGGGGUUACAAGGCGCUCAACCACGAGACCGGUCACACUUUCUGCUUGCCGGAUCUGUAUCCCAUCCCGGAAGGCUACUCGACCCAAUACACCGGCAACUUUGACAUGAUGGCCAAUGUUGCUGCGUCCAGCCCGGAUUAUUUCGCCUGGAACAAGUGGAGGCUGGGUUGGCUCUCGGAUGACCAAAUCGAGUGCGUCGUUCCGCAGGCUGUCGACAGCGCUUCCAGCAACGGCUCUACAUCGACGACGCACAAGCUCUCGCCGCUCGAGACCGUCGGCGGCGUCAAGGCAGUGGUCGUGAAGAAGAACGAAAGGGCGGCACUGGUGGCCGAGGUGCGCUCGAAGAACGGCAACAACGCCAGCGGCUGCGUGACGGGCGUUCUGCUCUACACCGUGGCGACGGACCUGGCCACGGGCGAGGGCCCGAUACGGGUGCUGGAUACCAACCCCAGCUGGGGCGCAUCGACUUGCACAUUUGACGACCUUGACAACGCGCCUCUGAACUUUGAUGCCGAGGGCGUCACGUCGUACACGGCGGCAGACUGGGGCGUAACAGUGACGCUGGUCGGGCGAGACGGCGAAGACUACACGAUCCGUAUAGACACAGUAUAAUCCAGCAGCAUUGAAUGCAGUCUAUGCGAAGGGCAUGAUAGAGUCGAGACUACGCCUGCCGGAGAAUGAUUUUACAAUGUAAACUCAUAUUGUCAAGUGCUGUCAAACGGCAGGGAUGCAACUGAAAGCAGAGAAAACAUGCUGAGCGCCAGAAGUUACUGCGUACAGCGUGGUUCAUCUCGGCGACUCGCGCACGCCACAAAGCAUGAACGGAGGUUCAUCACACGAUUUCGGCGGACAAGCGUUUCGUAUACUCGGACACAAAACUCUAGAUGUGUGGCAUGAGACGAGCAUCGUGGCCUGAGCAAAGAAACAAGACUGAGUUUUUUUCUCGGUUAUGGCCCGGCUUUUUAACAGUCACUGAAUUUUGACCAACAUGAUGCGGCGAAAAC
Molecule: messenger RNA, 1696 nt
Organism: Colletotrichum destructivum
Lineage: Eukaryota; Fungi; Ascomycota; Sordariomycetes; Glomerellales; Glomerellaceae
Product: Putative peptidase M6-like, domain-containing protein
Exons: 1
Coding region: 57-1304 (415 amino acids)
Biological process (GO): proteolysis
Molecular function (GO): peptidase activity
Source: RefSeq, a predicted model, not a curated record